This is a messenger RNA of Nematolebias whitei (Rio pearlfish), 933 nucleotides long. RefSeq names its product olfactory receptor 1496-like. The record is from RefSeq and is a predicted model, not a curated record. Gene Ontology annotation, cellular component: membrane. Gene Ontology annotation, biological process: G protein-coupled receptor signaling pathway. Bases 1 to 933 code for a protein of 310 amino acids. NCBI's taxonomy places the organism in Eukaryota, Metazoa, Chordata, Actinopteri, Cyprinodontiformes, Rivulidae. The transcript has a single exon. Gene Ontology annotation, molecular function: olfactory receptor activity; G protein-coupled receptor activity.
AUGAUGAAUAACAUUUCUGUGAUUUCAGUGUUUUUUCUUUCAGGUCUAAAUGAAACAAAGGUUCACAGACCAACUAUUUUCUUUCUCACUUUAUUAAGUUACUGCUUAAUAAUUCUAAUAAAUGUGUUUCUUAUUGUGAUUAUAAUAACGGAUAAUGCUCUCCAUGAACCAAUGUACAUUUUGCUGUGUGCGUUUUGCAUGAAUGGUCUUUAUGGAACAGCAGGUUUUUAUCCUAAGUUUCUGUGGGAUCUGCUCUCUCCUGUUCAUUCCAUCUCUUACUCAGGCUGCCUUUUUCAGUCUCAUGUGAUAUUAUCUUAUGGCUGCUGUGAGCUGUCCAUCCUUGCAUUCAUGGCCUACGACAGGUACCUGGCUAUAUGUCAACCGCUUGAGUACCACACUCUCAUGUCAAAGCAGAGAGUCAUAAAGUUCGUGUGCAUUUUUUGGUUAACACCUGUCUGCAUUAUGACUGUAAAUAUUUUACUAACUUAUAGGUUGAAGUUAUGCAGCUCAUAUAUAAACAGACUCAUCUGUGUAAACUGGAGCAUCGUAGCAUUGGCUUGUUUUCCAAAUGAGACCUUUAUGAAUGGACUAUUUGCAUAUAUUACAAUGAUUAUUUAUGUAUUUCAUGGUGUCUUUAUUGUUUGGUCAUACAUAUAUAUUGUUAAAAGAUGUGCCAAAUCCAUGGAGAACAGGGCAAAGUUCAUGCAGACUUGUGUCCCACAUUUAGUUUCUUUAAUCAUUUUUGUAGUGACGUUAUUGAUUGAUUCUGUAAAUCUUCGACUUGCUGAAAAAGGUAUACCAAAGGCGGUUCAAAACUUUGUUGCAAUAGAAUUUUUGAUUAUUCCUCCAAUGUUAAAUCCACUCAUUUAUGGGUUUAAAUGCACCAAAGUUCGAAGCAGAAUUAUUAGAUUUGUUGUUUCUGAAAGAAAAUAA